AUGCCAGACAAAAAGGUGGAAAAACGACUGGCUGAUUUGGGAGUUAUGAAGAAAGGCAUAUUUGUCCAUCGUGAUGGUGUGGAGAAAUUUGUGAACGACUUUCAAGAAGCGCGUGAUUCAUGUCAGGUUCGGAUCGAAUCUCUGGAUCGAGUAUAUCAUGAAUUUUUGGAAGUGCAAAGUGAAAUUGAACAAUUGGACGAUGAAGAGCAGUUAAAUAGACACCUGUCGGAACGAGCGGACUUCGAAGCGCGUUAUUGCACGGUGAAGGGAUUCUUGCUGUCCAAGCGAUCCGCAGAUGCCAAUCAAGCGGCCCUGAAUGCAUCGUUCCAUCAUCCACCAGCAAACCAAGGUACAUUUCACCUUAGGCUUCCGCAAAUAGAUCUUUCCAAGUUCAAUGGGGAUUUCUCAAAGUGGUUGUCGUUUCGAGACACCUACACCUCGAUGGUGCACUCGAGCGCCGACAUUCGUACCGUGGCGAAACUCCAAUAUCUCAUCCAGUCACUAGAGGGCGAGGCACGCAAGCCGUUCGAGAGCGUGGAUAUCGAGGCCGAUAAUUACGGUGCCGUUUGGGACGCCCUGCUAAAAAGGUAUGACAACCGCAGAUUUUUGAAAAAGCAGCUCUUCCGUAGUAUCUACGACUUCUCAUCGCUCAAGAGAGAAUCCGCCAACGAGUUACAUGAGCUCGUGGACGAGUUCCAGCGCCACGUGAAGGCCCUUGCCAAGUUAGGUGAACCCGUCGAGCAUUGGGACACACCUCUUGUAAACAUCCUGUCCUACAAGCUCGAUCCAGCUACUCUUCGCGCGUGGGAGGAAAAGACAAGCCAGCAAGAUGACGUCAAGUACAACGACUUUGUUGAGUUUCUGUACCAGCGGGUACGAAUUCUGAAAUCUGUGGCAACCGAUCUACUACAACGUUCCCAACCGGUUCAAACAAAGGUGGCCGGCAACGUUGUUCCUCCGAAGAAGUACACCCAAUCCAAGGACGAUGCCAACGCUGCUGCAUCCGAUAGUAGAUCAAACCUUCCUUCGUGUUACGCUUGUUCCGGUAAACAUUUCCUCUUCCAAUGUCAAGUUUUCGCCAAAAUGCCCGUCAGCCAACGAAGAGAGCUGGUAUCCCAACGGAAGAUUUGCUGGAACUGCUUCCGAAGUGGCCACCAAGCAAGACACUGUUCCUCGAAGUUUACCUGCCGAAUCUGUCGAGAUCGGCAUCAUACGCUGCUACACGAUCCAUCCCAGUCUAGUAAGAGCUCAUGUACUCCUGCCAUAGCAUCGAAUCUUACCGAAACGACACAAGAUCCACCCAUGUUGGCUAUCCCAGGGUCGUCUACCUCCUACCAACAAGUAAGCAUGUCGGUUCAGUCCCAAGCCAGCACGGUUCUCCUCGAAACAGUCAUUCUCGAAGUCGUCGACGAUAAUGGACACGUUUUCCAAGCCCGAGCUCUUUUAGAUUCCGCUUCGAUGUCGCAUUUCAUGUCCAAAAAUCUUGCGAACCUGCUCUCCAACUCCCAAUCCAAGGUUGAUGUGUCCGUAGCUGGAAUCGGACAAUCCCACCGGAAGAUCAAGCGUGCAGUAACCACCACAAUCCAGUCAAGAGUCGCGUCUUUCUCUAUGAAGCUUCAAUUCCUCGUUAUCGAGCAUCCCACGGCUGACCUACCCACCAUGUACGUCCAAAUCUCUUCGUGGAACCUCCCUAAUGUGCAGUUGGCUGAUCCUGCGUUCCACAUUCCCAACAAGAUUGAUUUGGUAAUCGGUGGUGAAGCGUAUUGGGACCUACACACCGGUAAGAAACUUGACCUAGGCCCAGGUCUUCCCUACAUCAUCGAGACGUACUUAGGUUGGACAUUCUGCGGUUCAACUUCCCAAGAUUCCUCCAACUCAAUGGUGUGUACCAUAUCCAGCACUGAUGCCCUGUUGGAUGCAACUCUACAAAGGUUUUGGGAGAUCGAGACGAUUCCGAACCAAUCCGUCCAUUCCAGCACGGAGAAGGCCUGCGAAGAGCUCUAUGCAGCAACAACAACUCGUGACUCUACCGGGCGAUACGUAGUUCGCCUACCCAAAACGAACAAUCCGGACGUCUUCUUGGGAAAUUCGGAAUCCAUCGCCGAACGCCGAUUCCUCAGCUUAGAACGCCGUCUCGAGCGUGACCCCAGCAUGAAAUCAUCCUAUCACCAAUUCAUGGAGGAGUAUGAGCGUCUCGGUCACAUGAUACAUCUGAACGAACCCGUGGACAACUCGAUUCCACACUGUUAUCUCCCACAUCAUCCCGUAUUCAAGCUAUCGAGUACCACAACGAAGACGAGAGUCGUGUUUGAUGCAGCGUGCAAGACAGCAUCGGGAUAUUCCUUGAAUGACCUCCUACUCGUCGGACCUGUCGUUCAAGACGAUUUGUUGUCACUCAUCAUGCGCUUUUGUUUCUACCCCAUUGCCCUGAACGGUGACGUCGAGAAGAUGUACCGUCAGAUGCUUCUUCACAAGGCAGACCGACCGUACCAGAGGAUCAAAUGGCGUACUGAUGCAUCCCAACCGAUAGCUACCUACGAGUUGCAAACCGUGACCUACGGCACUGCUUCUGCCCCAUAUUUGGCCACAAAAACUCUCCAAAAAUUGGCGAGUGAUGCGGCCCACUUAUUUCCUUCCGCUGCGGAACCAGUAGCCAACGAUUUCUACGUAGACGACUUUCUGUCAGGUGCCGAUGAUGUCGAGUCAGCCAUCCGAAUUCGACGUGAAGUAUCAGCGAUGCUUGGUUCUGCUGGAAUCCCGAUGAAGAAGUGGGCUUCGAAUUCCGUCGAAGUCCUUGAAGACAUUCCACCCGAAGACCGUUCAAUCCAGCCGUGGCAUGAUUUGCAAGAUCCUCAAUCCGUCAGCACUCUCGGUCUAAUCUGGGAGCCUAUAACCGAUAUCUUUCGGUUCAAGGUACAGUUGCCGCUGCCGGCUGCUGUACUCACCAAACGUCCAGCCGUUACGAAAGCGAAGCUGUUCAUGCAGUGCCUGUGGACACUGAAAUCCUCCGACAACGAACGCUACGAUUGGGACCAACCAUUACCUUCAAAGCUACAGCAAGAGUGGAAAGAGUUCCACAGUACCAUUGAUCUUCUUCGAGAAGUUCGAAUUCCACGGUUUGCUUCCUUCGCCGGAGCCGUCAGCAUCGAACUCCAUUUCUUCGCUGAUGCUUCAGACAAGGCUUACGGCACGUGUUGCUAUGUUCGUGCGCAAUCUGCCCAGGAAGUAUCCGUGAAACUGUUGGUCUCCAAGUCUAAAGUUUCACCCCUAGCAGUACGUCAUACUAUAGCUCGAUUAGAGUUAUGCGCAGCUCAUCUUUCCAUGCAGCUGUACAAGAAAGUCGCUUCGUCAUUGAGAGUUGUUCCACCUGCCUUCUUCUGGUCGGACUCCACCACCGUGAUACAGUGGCUUCGAUCAUCACCUGGACGUUGGAAAACGUUCGUAGCCAACCGUGUGAGUCAAAUUCAUUCUUCUACCCCAAUCGAUAAGUGGAAUCACGUUGCUGGUUCGGACAACCCAGCUGAUGACAUCUCCAGAGGAUUGGAUCCAGCCGAACGUCUCAACAAGGCAAGGUGGUGGAAUGGUCCAUCCUGGUUAAAAUCUCCUCCUGAGCUCUGGCCAAUAGGAGCACUCCCAACGAAAGAAACCGUCGAAGUAUCCCAUGAAUGCCCCGAGCGAAUCCUAUGUAAAUUAGCGCAGUUAGAGAGCUUCCAAGAAGAGCGUAAUGAUCUCGUUGUACGUACGAGCGUAUCCAAAUCAAGUCCGUUGAAGUGGUUGAAGCCCUAUGUUGAUGUAUUCGGACUGAUUCGCGUAGGAGGACGGCUAGACAAUGCUGAUUUAUCUGAGUCCACCAAGCACCCGAUUGUCCUGAGCGGCAAGCAUCCAUUAGCGAGUAUGCUCGCUGUGCACUACCACAAAACACUUCUUCACGCUGGCCCACAUUUAAUGCUGUCAACUGUCCGCCAGAAAUAUUGGAUUCCCGGCGGACGAAACCUCAUUAGACGCACCUAUCAUCAGUGCAUCACUUGCUUCCGUAGCAAGCCGCAGUUGAUUCGGCAAACCAUAGCAGAUCUACCUGCAUCCCGUGUCACUCCAACGCGUCCAUUCUCCGUCUGUGGCGUAGAUUACUGCGGUCCAUUCUAUGUCAAGUCGGCAAUCCGGAAACGAGGCCCAACGAAGGUAUAUGUGGCAAUUUUCAUUUGCUUCUCUACACGCUCUGUCCACAUUGAGCUCGUGAGUGACCUCACGACUGCCGCAUUCGUCGCCGCACUGCGUCGACUGAUAGCUCGAAGGGGGAAGGUUACCGAGCUGCACUCCGACAACGCCACGACCUUCAAGGGAGCUUCGCACGCCAUGCAUCGCGUGUAUCGAAUGCUGAAGCAGAACGACGUUGACCGGAACCAAAUCUUUUCCUGGUGCGCAAAUAAUGAGAUCCGGUGGAGAUUCAUCCCGCCCCGUGCACCUCAUUUUGGAGGACUGUGGGAGGCUGCGGUGAAGUCCGCGAAGACCCACCUACUCAAGGAGAUUGGCAAUACCAGUCUUGCCUACGAGGGGAUGCUCACCUUACUAGCGCAGGUCGAGAUGUGCCUCAAUUCGCGUCCAUUAACGCCACUGUCGUCGGAGCCAUCAGACCUGGAAGCCUUGACACCCGGUCACUUCCUGGUGGGCUCAAACCUUCAAUCCGUUCUCGAAGAUACAUUCAUCAAUAUUCCCGAAAACCGGCUCAAUCAUUGGGAGCAAACUCAGCGUCACCUCCAACGAAUCUGGGCACGCUGGUACCCAGAAUACAUCCAGCAGCUGCAGUCCAGAGCUGCUCAAGGCUGCAAGUCACCCAGCAAGAUCGAGAUCGGACGGCUCGUCGUUGUCAAGGACGACUGCCUUCCACCUGCCCAAUGGCCUCUUGGCAGAAUCGUCAAGGUCCAUCAAGGGAAGGACGGAAUCGUCAGAGUGGUCACACUGAAGACUUCAUCCUCGGACAACGUCGUGCGAUCCGUAGCACGAUUUGCAUUGCUGCCAAUAUCCAGCAAUCAUUCCGAUGCACACGUCGAACACAACUAG
Toxorhynchites rutilus septentrionalis is the source of this 5058-nucleotide messenger RNA. RefSeq lists its product as uncharacterized. Gene Ontology annotation, biological process: DNA integration. Bases 1 to 5058 code for a protein of 1685 amino acids. The record is from RefSeq and is a predicted model, not a curated record. Lineage: Eukaryota; Metazoa; Arthropoda; Insecta; Diptera; Culicidae. Gene Ontology annotation, molecular function: zinc ion binding; nucleic acid binding. The transcript is spliced from 3 exons.